AUGUCUUCUACACUGGCAACUCAAGCCUCCGAGCGAAAAAUUAGUCGAAAAUUAUCUGUCAAUGUCAACCAACAUACUGUCAAUGUUCGUCCGAUCAUUAAAGGUGCAUUUAAAGAAGCUGCCAACUCAUUAACCGAAGCAUACUAUGGAAACCAAAUUAUGGGAUGGUGCGUUCGUGGACUGGGCCAACGCAAAUACGAAGAAUUUCUAUACACACUAUUCAAACAUAUGAUCGACGUGUCCUCUCUACAGAGCCGCGAUUUUGCGCUCCAGGUUGAAGGCUGCAAAGGAGUUUUGCUCUGGACAAACAACCCCAAUGGUAACUCAUGGCCACGUGUGCUCAACACACUCAAACUAGCCCGUCUGAUCGGUCUAUCGGCAGCCAUACGUGCAGUGACUCAAGUGAGUCCAAGCUGUGAAAAGAUGAAACGUAAGGUCAUGACAAACCAUAAGCAAUUCAUUACGAUCGGAUACGUUGGUAUCCUUCCUCACGAACAGCGUAAAGGAUAUGGCUCCGCCCUGGUUCAGCAUGUACUGGAUAAGGCAGAUGAGGCCAAACACCCUGUCUAUGUCGAAGCUCCUGAUACAGCAAGCGUCAAAUUUUUUGAAAAUUUUGGAUUCAAGGUGCAAGCAACAGCCUUUAUAGCUGAUUACCCGGUUGCCUUAAUGGUCCGCAUGCCUAUCCAUCUUGGUUCACCCGAACCUCUUCGUGUUAGACCCGGAAGACGUAAUUCCGAAUAA
Rhizopus microsporus ATCC 52813 is the source of this 741-nucleotide messenger RNA. RefSeq lists its product as uncharacterized. The transcript is spliced from 2 exons. Gene Ontology annotation, molecular function: acyltransferase activity, transferring groups other than amino-acyl groups. The record is from RefSeq and is a predicted model, not a curated record. NCBI's taxonomy places the organism in Eukaryota, Fungi, Mucoromycota, Mucoromycetes, Mucorales, Rhizopodaceae. Bases 1 to 741 code for a protein of 246 amino acids.